AUGAAAUUCAAACAAUUAACAAAAUUACCACCCAAUGCAAAAGUUGGUGUUGUGGGUGGUGGUAUCUCAGGUCUCUUUUUUACUUAUUAUCUAAGUAAAUUGAGACCUGAUGUUAACAUAACUUUAAUUGACCAGAAUCAGGGAAGACUUGGUGGUUGGAUUUAUUCUUGGAACACACAAGAUAAACAAGGUAAAGAUGUCAUGUUAGAACGUGGUCCAAGAACCCUAAGAGGUAUUUCUGAUGGAACAGUACUAAUGAUCGAUGCAAUAAAAAAACUUGGUCACUCUGAUAAAGUAAGUUGUAUUGAAGAACAGUCUCCAGCUAACAGGAAAUUUUUAUUAGGACCAAACAAUGCGUUAGUUCAAGUACCAGACUCUUGGGUUACCUUUUGUAAGUUUUAUGCAAGUCCUCUUGCUAAGGGUCUUACUAAAUCUGUUUUAUUUGAAUGGGCCAGGCCGAAAAAGAAGGAUUAUAAAGAUGAGUCAGUCGAACAAUUAAUAAAGAGAAGAUUUGGAAGCAAUUUACUGGGUCAAAAUAUCAUGAGUGCCAUAUACCAUGGAAUAUAUGCAGAUGAUAUAUCAACUUUAAGUGCAAAAAGAGUUGCAGCUAAUUUAUUCUGUGAUGAACAGAAGUAUGGUUCUACUUUAAAAGCCGCUUUAAUGAAAUUAUUGCAUCAAAGAGGGUCGCAAAAAUUUAAUUCUGAAGAGCUAAGCCCAGUUCUUCAAGCAUAUCAAUCUAACUUCCAUGGUAAUGCUCAUGAAAUAUUUCAACUUUCAAAAAAAUUAAAGAACUAUCCAAUGUUAAGUUUUGAAGGUGGAUUAAGUGUAGUACCUAAUUCUAUCACCAGUGCGAUCAAAGAUAUGCCUAAUGUCUCUAUUUUAAAUAAAAGAGUUACUCAAUUAAUUUCUAAAGACAAAGAAUUACAACUUGCUUUUUCGAACAACAAUUCUGAUAUCGGUUCAGAAAAGUUUGAUCAUGUAAGAUUCUCCUUGGUACCAAAUUAUAUUCAAAACAUUUUUAGUGAAGAGAACAAUAGAGAGUUGAUUAGAAAAUUACAAAAGAUUAAAUAUAAUACUGUAUUGUUAGUUAAUUUUUACCAUCCAACUAAAGAUAUUAUUACUACAAAAUAUGACAGCUUUGGUUAUCUUGUUCCAAAGUCUAACUCAAACCCUGAACAUUUAUUAGGUGUGAUAUUUGACUCUGUCAUUGAAAAGAAUAGAAAACCAUUAUUUCCAACAUCUACCAACGGUAACCAUUCAAAUGAAAACAAAAAUUACACAAAACUUACAGCUAUGGUAGGUGGUCAUUUAUUAAAUGACUUACAAGGAAAUCCAAUAGUACCUGACAAAAAUACAGUAAUUGAUCAAGUAAAAAAUGCAUUAAAAAAACAUCUACAUGUUUCUGACAAGGACUUAAAUGAUGGUCUUUGGGUCUACACUGCGGCCAAUGACUGUUUACCAAGAUUUAACGUUGGAUUCAAUGAGCUAGCUGAUGAGAUUGAAAACCAAGUGAUUAAACAAUACAAUGGUAAUGUAUCCUUUGGUGGGAUGGCUUUUUCUAAAGGUCCCGGUAUACCAGAUGUUGUAGUAGAUUCAAUGUUGGAUGCUAUCAAACUAAAGUGA
This is a messenger RNA of Arxiozyma heterogenica, 1623 nucleotides long. RefSeq names its product oxygen-dependent protoporphyrinogen oxidase (gene HEM14). The coding region runs from base 1 to 1623 and encodes 540 amino acids. The record is from RefSeq and is a predicted model, not a curated record. Gene Ontology annotation, molecular function: protoporphyrinogen oxidase activity, oxygen as acceptor. Gene Ontology annotation, biological process: porphyrin-containing compound biosynthetic process. The transcript has a single exon. Lineage: Eukaryota; Fungi; Ascomycota; Saccharomycetes; Saccharomycetales; Saccharomycetaceae.